AUGGAAAAUUUAUCAACUGAACAAUUGCAAAAUUUUAAUACUGCAGCACACUGUCACAUAUGUGAAAGACCGUUUGCACAAGAUGACAAACGGGUACGCGAUCAUUGUCAUUUGACCGGUCGGUACAGAGGCCCCGCACAUUCAAAUCACAAUCUAAAUUAUAAAGACGCAUUUGUCAUCCCCGUGGUUUUUCACAAUUUAUCCGGUUAUGAUUCACAUUUUAUUAUCAAGGAGAUAGCCACGGCAUUUGAGGGCGACGUCACUGUAUUGCCGAUAACAAAAGAGAAGUACAUUUCAUUUACAAAAUACAUUGAAUGCACGGAUGAAGAAUGGAACUCGCGCAAGCGCAUAAAAUUGCAAUUCAUCGAUUCGUUUAAAUUUUUAAAUACAAGUCUCGAGAAAUUGGCAUCUUUUCUUAGUAAAGAUAAACUUCAAAUUACACGGUCUGAGUUUCAAAAAUUAUCUACGGAAGAUUUUGAUUUAUUGACACGGAAAGGGGUGUUCCCGUACGAGUACAUUGACUGUGUCGAAAAGUUGGAGCAAUCAUGUUUGCCAUCGCGCAAUUCAUUUUACAGUUCCUUGACUGGCGAUACAGUAUCCGAAAAUGACUACGAACACGCCGUCAACGUGUGGACGCGGUUCUCCAUUCAAACGCUCGGCGAGUAUAGCGAUUUGUAUCUAAAGACUGAUGUCUUGCUGUUGGCAGAUAUUUUUGAAAAUUUUCGCAAUAGUUGCGUCACAAGUUACGGACUCGAUCCCGCGCACUAUUAUACUCUGCCAGGUUUUACGUGGGAUGCCAUGCUGAAGCAUACACGUAUCAAUUUCGAACUUCUUACCGAUAUCGACAUGGUCCUAUUCAUCGAACGUGGUAUACGCGGUGGUUUAAGUCAAUGUUCCAACAGACGCGCACGAGCCAACAACAAGUACAUGCAGUCGUACGAUGCAUCGCAACCGUCGUCAUAUUUAAUGUAUUUCGAUGUAAAUAAUUUGUACGGCUGGGCAAUGUGUCAACCAUUGCCAUACGCCAAUUUUCAGUGGGUCAACAACAAAGAUAUAGAUGUAAUGGCCAUAGCGUUAGACUCAACGAUGGGGUAUAUUUUGGAAGUCGAUCUGGAGUAUCCACAACAUCUGCAUGAUGCACACACAGAUUUACCGUUCUGCCCAACGCGCGAUAAACCGCCCGGCAAGCGCCAGGAAAAGCUCCUCGCAACUCUAUACGAUAAGAAUCGUUACGUAAUACAUUACCGCAAUCUGCAGCAAUGUAUUCGUCACGGCCUUCGCGUAACUGAAGUUCACCGCGUAUUACAGUUUUCACAAUCGCCAUGGCUUCGCGAUUACAUCGAACUAAAUACAAAGUUUAGAACUCUUGCCACAAAUGAUUUUGAGAAAAAUUUAUACAAGUUAAUGAACAAUGCAGUGUUUGGUAAAACUAUGGAGAAUGUGCGCAAUCAUGUAGAUGUAAAAUUAGUAACAAAAUGGGAAGGGAGAUAUGGUGCGGCGGCAUUGAUCGCUAAACCAAAUUUUCACAGUCGCAGCAUAUUUUCGGAAAACUUAGUUGCAAUCGAGCUGCGCAAACUGUCCGUAAAAUUGAACAAACCAAUCUAUGUGGGUAUGUGUAUACUAGAUAUAUCUAAGGUUUGUUUGUAUGAAUUCCAUCACGACUACAUGUUACCCACACAUAGCGAUAAAUGUAAAAUGAUGUAUACCGAUACAGACAGUUUAAUUUAUCACAUCGAGUGUGACAAUAUUUAUGAACUUAUGAUACGAGACAUUGCUCGAUUUGACACGAGCGAUUAUCCAUCAGAUAAUCGAUAUGGUAUUCCGCUUGUCAAUAAGAAGAUACCAGGUUUAAUGAAAGACGAAAAUAAUGGUGCGAUUAUGACCGAAUUUGUUGGACUGAGAGCAAAGAUGUACGCCAUGCAAGUCGAUGGCAAGAACGAUACGAAGAAGGUGAAAGGUGUCAAGAGUAAUGUUGUAGCACGAACUAUAACAUACGAUGAUUAUGUGCAAUGUUUGAUGGGCGAGGUUGAAAAGAUUUGCCACCAAUCGUGUAUAAGAUCCACGUUGCAUGAAGUGUACACGAUAUCAGAAACAAAAAUUGCUCUGAGUCCACACGACGACAAACGAUAUAUUGUACCAUAUUCAACCGAGACCUUACCAUGGGGGCAUUAUAAAAUACCGUCUUAG
Messenger RNA from Colletes gigas, 2187 nucleotides. RefSeq lists its product as uncharacterized. Bases 1 to 2187 code for a protein of 728 amino acids. Gene Ontology annotation, molecular function: nucleotide binding; DNA binding; DNA-directed DNA polymerase activity. Gene Ontology annotation, biological process: DNA replication. The transcript has a single exon. Lineage: Eukaryota; Metazoa; Arthropoda; Insecta; Hymenoptera; Colletidae. The record is from RefSeq and is a predicted model, not a curated record.